AUGAAAACACAUCUUUAUCCCUUCCAUCCCCCCGGCCUUGCCGUCUCGCCCUCCUCUCCUUUUCUUCCUUCCUCCCAUCCCCCUUCCCUCUCUCUACCAUCCCGACUCAUUCUCACCACCUUCCCUCCCAUCUUCAGCUUCUACUCCAUCACCCCCGGACUAUGUCAUUUCGGCCUCAAUUCUCCUAUCGUCAACAAGCCUCGCCGUGACCGUGACUACCGACUUCUCGCCGCUCACCUGUCGCCUUUCUGGUUCGGAACCACGCAACCCCCAUCGCAACCAAUCUUCCACCGUGCUUCGUCACGCACUCCCCUCCUCCCGGUCUCCUCGUUGCCAAACGCAAACCACUGGGCCGUCAACGUCAUGCCUGCCUCUAGCUCUGCUACGUCGUCGGCCACCAACGGUCGCUCCGGUCGAUCGGGGGCCUCCAAAGGGGUCCUGGUCCUCAAAUUGUCUCCCGAAGUGUUGAGCCAGUUUGCCACGCCGCCCCCCGAACCCAAGGACAAGAAGUCCAGGAAAAACAGCACUCCCAAGAUCCAGGAGCCCGUUGCCGAAACCCCCGUCAAGGAAAAAGAAGCUUCUCCCGCCUCGUCUUUCACUGAGGCUCCGAUCCCUCCAUCUUCUGUGGACAACGCGUCCGAUGCCGCUUCUACACCAGCGGCCGGUACGUCGGUUGCCGACACUCCUCGCCGCAAGGGCAUGCCGGGCCCCAAACCUGGUAGCAAGAGAGGCCUGAACCAGACGGCCGAGACGCAACCCAAGCCGAGAGGCAAGCCGGGUCCUAAGAAGAAACCCCGACUUGACGACGGAACGGUCGACCACGUGAAACUGGCAGCAAACCACCGACUCGGACCUAAGGCCAACACUGGUGCCAUCAAUGCCGGUCUUCGUGCCCUGGAUCGUACGGGAGCUCCCUGUCGGAAGUGGGAGCGAAAGCCCCUUCAAUUGAAGAGUUUCACCGGUGUGAAUUGGAACCUGUCCAGCUGGCGCACUCCUCGACCUCAAGUCUCCGAAACGAACGGCGAGAUCAAGGACGGCGUCCUCGAGACGGGUGACAGCGACAGCAAGGCCAACCAGAGCGCCAGCGGAGUUCCCAGCGAGAAGAGCAAUUCGGGUGACGGAGACCUCACGCCGGUCCCUCCCAAUCUCACCGAAGCCUCUUCGCCUGCGCCUGCCAUGGCCAUGGCUGCGUAG
Aspergillus affinis is the source of this 1194-nucleotide messenger RNA. RefSeq lists its product as uncharacterized. The transcript has 3 exons. Gene Ontology annotation, cellular component: Ino80 complex. Gene Ontology annotation, biological process: chromatin remodeling. Lineage: Eukaryota; Fungi; Ascomycota; Eurotiomycetes; Eurotiales; Aspergillaceae. The record is from RefSeq and is a predicted model, not a curated record. Bases 1 to 1194 code for a protein of 397 amino acids.